AUGGCGGAUCUCCUCCUCCUUCGCUCCAGCACCGGAGUAACAAAGCCCGCACUUUGGCGCCGGAGAUUGUUCGAGUGCAAGACUUGCAGCCGUAAAUUUCCCACCUUUCAGGCUCUGGGAGGUCACCGAACCAGUCACAACAGGUCGAUCAGAGACGGGACGGCGGCUUUCGGAAAGACUGAGCCGCCGGCGAGAUUGCCGGCGAGGAAGAAGCUCCAUUGUUGUCCUGUUUGUGGACUGGAGUUCUUGAUGGGGCAAGCGCUCGGAGGGCAUAUGAGGCGGCAUAGGUAUCAUCGGAGGGAUGGGUUGGAAGAAGAAGAGGAGGAGGACAAGGAGAAGGAGGUGGUGUUGGAUCUCAAUUUGCCGCUCGGGCCUGCGGAGGUUUUGUGGGAGGAGGCUCCUCUGUUUCAAUUUUUUUAA
Molecule: messenger RNA, 420 nt
Organism: Phalaenopsis equestris
Lineage: Eukaryota; Viridiplantae; Streptophyta; Magnoliopsida; Asparagales; Orchidaceae
Product: zinc finger protein ZAT7-like
Exons: 1
Coding region: 1-420 (139 amino acids)
Source: RefSeq, a predicted model, not a curated record